UGCAAUGCACCGGCCCCAUGGCAUAAUGUAUUCGGAUUUUGUACAAUGGAGGUAUCUUUUGAGUAUGUGUACUUGAUACAAAAAUAUCUGGACUCUGGACUCGCAUUCUUGUUAAACCUUUUCACAACAGUAAACAACAACGACCGAGCGGGCGUACUAUAUUCGGAAAUUGGGACAAGUGGAUCAAGAGCCGGCCUACUCAAGUCAUUGUCAUACAAGGCAGCCGACGAGGAAGUGACCCAUUUUCUAGCCAUUAUUAAGUGACCCAUUAUCUACAUAGUAAGAUUUCGCACUGCCAAUGGUUGCCCGGUGAAAUAGCCACACAAAUGGGUGAUUCUUUUACACUAGUCCUGACUGAUCGUCGGAAAUCACCUACAUUUCUUGAUUUCUUUUGAACCACAGCCAGCCAGUCGGAAUAAUUUCUCGAGGAGUCUAUAGUACCAUCUUUAAUCCAGUUAACCGUUUUGCACCAUGGAAAAAGAUCGCAAAACGCGCCGGCCCGGCCACGGGAAAGACUCGGCUGCGACUAGGCUUGACUACCAGCCGCCCGAUGGGGGCUGGGGCUGGCUGGUCGCUCUCGGCUCCUUCACGGAGAUGUUCCUGACUAUGGGCACGCUGCUGUGUAGCGGAGUCUACUUCACUGCCAUCCAGCUUGAGUUUGAGGUCAGCAGUGCCGAGCUUGGAUGGAUCAUAAGUUCAGGGUCGACAUUGCUUUCUGCGACAUGUCCGAUCGGCAGCGCGUGCGUCAAGAGGUUCGGGUGCCGUACGACGUCGCUGAUUGGCGGGUCGGCCGUGGUGUGUGGCUUCAUCGCAAGUUCCUUCGCACAGUGCAGCAUACAUGUCUUCAUCACAUUGGGAUUAAUUGCCGGUAUCGGCUCGGGCCUCGUGUUUGUAUCCGCCACGGUGAUUCUAGGCCACUACUUCCAGCGGCGCUACGCCAUCGUCAACGGGCUGGCCUUCAGCGGCCCCGGCAUCGCCAUCUUUGUUCUGCCCCCGUUGCUGGACUACCUCAUUGAUAACUACGGCUGGAGGGGGUCGCUCUUAAUACAGGGAGCCAUCAGCUUGCACACGUUAGCGGCGGCGGCGCUGUUCAGACCGUUGCCGAGCGAACCGCAUUGCCGUGGCAGCAAGCAGGCGAACUCCAAGCACAAGGCUUACGCGAGAAUCGAAAUGGAGGAACUGGAAAAUGGACGAGGGGACAAAGAAAAUGCCAAACCGGAAGUGGACGAAAAUAGCAACUGCGAUUUAGACGAUUGCAAUUCGUUACAGGGUGGAGGGAGCGCUAGCGAACGGAACGGGGGCACUGGUGCGAGUGGGAAAGUGGAUGAACCGACUUUAUCAAACUUUGAAGGUUCAAUUUCGAGUAGCAGUCAAUCAUUGCAGUGCGCCGAAAAAGAGGAACGUCGAGAUUCGGCGGACGUUGAUCACGUGACGGCCGAUAGCCAAUCAAGAACAGACGUCGUAGAGGACAACAAGAACACUUUGGACCAAUCGGGCCCCGAGGCGCACGACGGCACCGACCAAUCAAAACGCAGCAGGCGUUUCUCCCUGGACCGGCUGAGUUUUAAGCACAACUGCUGGCUGCAGUACACCGCGGCGUUCGUGUUGAUCUGCCCGGUGAGUUUCUUCCAGGCCUGUGCGUUCUACUCGGUCACCUUCCACGUGGUGGCGCGCACGGGUCUGAUAGGGGUGUCGGCCCACUUGGCAGGCAUGUCUCUGUCCUCGCUAGGUGCCGGCUCCUCGUUCACCAGACUGACCCACGGCUGGUUCAUCCACCGCGGUCUGAUCUCCGCCACCACGGCCUACAUCGUUGCUCUCGUCGUAGGUGCCGUAGGCGCCUUUGGGAACGCCCUGUCACGGACCUAUGCAGGCGUGAUUGUGACUUGCCUCGUGAUCGGGUUUUCGUCUGGUGCCGUGUAUCCACUGGUACCCGUGGUUCUGCGAGAUUUGGUCAGUCUUCGCGGGUUACCGACCACCUACGGAUUAGCGAUGUUCUUUGACAGUUGCGGAGUGUUCGCCGGCGGUUUUACGGCAGGGCUUUUGCGUGACGUCACCGGCACCUACACCGCAUCCUUUUGUAUGACUGGCGUAUACUACUCCCUAGCUACCGUAUUUAUAACCCUCGUGUAUUUCAUGAUGAGGCUGCACCGUGGGCGGGAGAAUGCGAAACUGGACGAGGAAAGCAAUAAACGACUGGAAAACGGAGACUAUCACAGCAUUUGAAUUUUCUUUAGAUUUCUAAAAUAGAAAAUGGACCUAAAAGCAUUGUAGAUAAAAAA
This is a messenger RNA of Patiria miniata (bat star), 2279 nucleotides long. RefSeq names its product monocarboxylate transporter 13-like. Gene Ontology annotation, biological process: transmembrane transport; monocarboxylic acid transport. NCBI's taxonomy places the organism in Eukaryota, Metazoa, Echinodermata, Asteroidea, Valvatida, Asterinidae. The record is from RefSeq and is a predicted model, not a curated record. Bases 472 to 2223 code for a protein of 583 amino acids. Gene Ontology annotation, molecular function: monocarboxylic acid transmembrane transporter activity. The transcript has 5 exons.